Vicia villosa (hairy vetch) is the source of this 1476-nucleotide messenger RNA. Its product is annotated as protein IQ-DOMAIN 9-like. Bases 306 to 1208 code for a protein of 300 amino acids. The record is from RefSeq and is a predicted model, not a curated record. Gene Ontology annotation, molecular function: protein binding. The transcript has 6 exons. Lineage: Eukaryota; Viridiplantae; Streptophyta; Magnoliopsida; Fabales; Fabaceae.
UUUAGUUUUUUUCAUAGUUGAAUUGAUUUUUUGUUUUUCUUCUAACCUUUGUUUGUUUCAUAUUAUUAUUAUACAUGGAAGAAAUAAAGGUGGUAGUAGGCCAUGGGCCAUGGCAAUCCACAUUCUUCAACCACCUUUUAUUCUUUUGCUGACUCUUUCUUCUUUUCUUCUUCUUUACUUCUUCAUUCAUUCCUAUCAUUUCAUUUUCUUAACUUCUCUUUUUUUUUGUUCUUCUAUUAUCUUGGUUUUCCUCUUCUGGAAAUAAGACCUUCUCUGUUGAGUAGAGGAUUUGCUUGACUUGGAUAAUGGGUUCUGGUUUUUGGUUUAAAGCAAUAAUUAGUUUAAGGAAUAGGAAGUCUAGAGAUCGAAGAUCAAAGAAAGCAAAGGGUACUUUAGCUCAGGAGAAGCUAAGUGCAUUGAAGUCGAACAAGUCUCCGGGAAACGAGUCUACUGGUAUAGCAAAUGGCAACCAAAAUGAAAAUCUUACGUCCAUUGAAGCCACUGCUGCAACAAGGAUUCAGACCGCAUUCCGGGCUUAUAAGGCUAGGAAAGCUUUACGACGAUUGAAAGGUUUCACGAAAUUGAAGAAUUUAACACAAGGUUACUCUAUUCAAAAGCAAGCCGGUACAACUUUAACAUACCUUCAUUCAUGGAGCAAAAUACAGGGUGAGAUUAGAGCUCGUCGAAUCUGUAUGGUGACAGAAGAAAGGAUCAAGCGGAAGAAACAAGAGUCUCAACUAAAACUCGAAGAAAAGCUUCAUGAUUUCGAGGUUGAAUGGUCCGGCGGCCCUGAAACCGCGGAGGAAACCCUUGGUAGGAUACAUCAGAGAGGAGAAGCAGCAGUAAAGCGCGAAAGAGCCAUGGCCUAUGCUUUUUCUCAUCAGUGGAGAGCAAACUCUAGUCAGAGCCAAGUACUAGGCAGCUACGAGCUCGGCAGAGCUAACUGGGGUUGGAGCUGGAAAGAACGCUGGAUCGCCGCUCGUCCAUGGGAAAGCCGCGUCGCUACCAUUAGCCCGAAGAAAACUCCAAAUAAACAGUCCUUCAAGGCUCAAAAGGAUAAAAACACAUCAACAUCUAAAACUCCGGUUUCGGUAACACCUCCUUCCUCCAAUACAAAAGGAACUCCUCCUAAAGGGAGUACCAAAGGUAGAAGAUUGUCUUUUCCAACCACAGAGAAAGAGAAAACUGUGGUUGAAGGAGUGAAGUGAUUAUUCAAAAAUGGUUCCUAAGAAGAAAAGCUCAAUUUUUCAAGUCUAAGAGAUCACUAUUUAUUUAUUUGAUUGCUUCCUAUUUGUUCAUAUUUUGGUGUGAUUUGUUGAUUGAUUCUGUUUUUUUCUUCUUCACAUUUUGUCAAUCUUGUAUAUUCAAAGAAGACACAGAUUAAAUUGUAGAUACAACAAUAUCUUCUUCUUUUUUUUUUACCUUAUAUUAUAAAAUUCCUAUGAUGUGAUCAUGUUUAUUUCUUUAUGGUUUGUU